AUGUUGAGGCAGCUUUUAUACCCGUUUUUGUUCUUCCUAAUUCGGGGGCUCGAGGCAAUCACCAUCUCUGAAGACAGAGUCGACAGAGGCACCAUCAACUUGAGCAUUGGCGACAUUAUCAUCGAGUCGGGCGCGUAUUGGAGUAUCAUCGACAAUGCAGUCUCGGCCCUUGUGGGGAAUUUGCAAGUUGAUCAAGAUGCUGGUUUUUACAUUAGUGCUGACUCGGGAUUGGUGGGCUUGCAAGUCACGUUGUUGGGAGUCUUGAACUCAAUCACCAACGACGGUAUCAUCGCCUUCAACUCGUUGAAAACUUUGAUUGCGCCAAACUAUAACUUGAUCGGCGCUAGUUUCCUCAACAACGGUGACAUUUAUCUUGCUGCUGACGGCGGCCUUCCUCCCGUGAUGGGCUUGACUGCAGCUUCAUGGACCAACAACGGGAUGGUUGUCUUUUACCAGAGCCAGAGAUCGAGCGCUAUAAUAAACUUGGGUACUCCUGCACUCGCAAUCACCAACGCGGGGCUGAUUUGUCUCUACCUGACAAUCUACCAGCAAUUGACCCGUAUCGACGGCUCGGGAUGGUAUGUCUCUUCACAUCAACUCUUUUUUUUUUUGGUUUUUCAUUUCAUGCUGGUUCAUUACUAACAAAAAAUUGCAUUUAGUAUCCAACUCAACCAAGAUUCAACCAUGUACAUUGCCAACGCCCUCCUCCCAGUAGACCCCAACCAGUCAUUUUAUCUUGCCGAUUCCGCCUCCAGUCUUGUUGUUCAACCAUUGUCCACCCCAGCCACUUACAGGGUGUACGGUUUCGGCGGAGGUAACAGAAUCGGUCUCACUUUACCAUUGCUCACAAUUCCAUUGCUCGGUCAACCUGCCAUUUCAUACAAUGCAGGAACCGGUGUGCUCACAUUGAGAGGCUUGGGAGUCGGGUUGCUUUCUCAAAACUUCAAUAUCGGACCAGGUUACGUCGAAACGAAUUUCCAGGUUGUAAGUGAUACUACUGGUCUUUUGCCAAAUAAUAUUUUGGGAAGCGUGCAGUAUAAUGGUCCAGUGCCAAACUCGGAUGUUCCGGAUGUUUGUCGUUGCCAAACUCCUCCACCAUUCCCAACUGAGUCGAGCUCAUCGCUGGUGGUCUCCUCUUCGACUGAAACUAGUAGUUCUGAAGCAACGAGUUCAGAAACGUCAAGCACCGAGCCAACUUCGGAGUCAUCCACCGCUGAACCAACUUCGGAGUCAUCAAGCACCGAGCCAACAUCAGAGUCAUCAACUGCUGAGCCCACUUCGGAAACGUCAAGCACCGAGCAAACUUCGGAGUCAUCAACUGCUGAACCAACUUCGGAGUCAUCAACUGCUGAGCCUACUUCGGAAACGUCAAGCACCGAGCCAACUUCUGAGACAUCUAGCACCGAGCCAACUUCUGAGUCAUCAAGCACCGAGCCAACUUCUGAGUCAUCAAGCACCGAGCCAACUUCGGAAACGUCAAGCACCGAGCAAACUUCGGAGUCAUCAACUGCUGAACCAACUUCGGAGUCAUCAACUGCUGAGCCUACUUCGGAAACGUCAAGCACCGAGCCAACUUCUGAGACAUCUAGCACCGAGCCAACUUCUGAGUCAUCAAGCACCGAGCCAACUUCGGAAACGUCAAGCACCGAGCCAACUUCGGAAACGUCAAGCACCGAGCCAACCUCUGAGACAUCAAGUGCUGAACCAACUUCAGAAACUUCGAGUGAAGAAACUUCCAGUACUGAGCCUACUUCGGAAACAUCUAGCACUGGUCCUACUUCUGAAACGUCAAGUGAAGAAACAUCUAGCACUGGUCCUACUUCUGAGACAUCUAGCACCGAGCCAACAUCGGAAUCAUCAAGUACCGAACCAACUUCUGAGACAUCAAGCGGUGAGCCUACUUCUGAGACGUCAAGCGGUGAGCCUACUUCUGAGACUUCCAGUGCUGAGCCUACUUCUGAGACAUCAAGCACCGAACCAACUUCAGAAACAUCAAGUGCUGAAUCCACUUCAGAAACAUCAAGCACUGGUCCUACUUCAGAAACUUCGAGCGGCGAAACUUCCAGUGCUGAACCAACUUCAGAAACAUCAAGCACUGGUCCUACUUCAGAAACUUCGAGUGAAGAAACUUCCAGUACUGAGCCUACUUCGGAAACAUCUAGCACUGGUCCUACUUCAGAAACUUCGAGCGGCGAAACUUCCAGUGCUGAACCCACUUCAGAAACAUCAAGUACUGGUCCUACUUCAGAAACAUCAAGUACUGGUCCUACUUCAGAAACUUCAAGUGGAGAAACAUCAAGUGCUGAAACAUCGUCAGAAACAUCAAGCGGUGAGCCAACAAACGGAGGUACUGGUGAGCCAACCAACACGGGAACCGGUGAGCCAACUAAUGGCGGUACCGGUGAGCCAACCAACACAGGUACAGGACAACCAACAAACGGCGGCACUGGAGAGCCAACCAACACAGGUACAGGACAGCCAACUAAUGGAGGAACAGGACAACCAACAAACGGCGGCACUGGAGAGCCAACCAACACAGGUACAGGACAACCAACAAACGGCGGCACUGGAGAGCCAACCAACACAGGUACAGGACAGCCAACUAAUGGAGGAACAGGACAACCAACUAAUGGAGGAACAGGACAGCCAACUAAUGGAGGAACAACUGGCACUAAGCUUUCUUCCGCAUUGGGAGGUGGUCAAGCUCUGACCUUCACCAACACAAACGGUGGCUCAUCACCUACUGAAGGUGCGGGAGCUGGCGGAAAUAAUGGCUCAGGAUCAGGAUCAGGAUCCGGUUCUGGCGGUAGCUCAGGUUCAGGUUCAGGAUCAGGUGGUGAGACUGGUUCAGGAUCAGGCUCUGGAUCAGGUUCAGGUUCUGGCUCAGGAUCAGGUUCAGGUUCUGGCUCAGGAUCAGGUUCAGGUGGUGAGACUGGUUCAGGAUCAGGCUCUGGUUCAGGAUCAGGCUCUGGUUCAGGAUCAGGCUCUGGAUCUGGAUCUGGAUCAGGAUCAGGAUCAGGUGGUGAGACUGGUUCAGGCUCUGGUUCUAGUGGUACUGGUUCAGGCUCUGGUUCAAGUGGUACUGGUUCAGGAUCCGGUUCUGGCGGUAGCUCAGGCUCAGGUUCAGGUUCAGGUUCUGGUUCUGGUUCAGGUGGUGAGACUGGAUCAGGCUCAGGAUCAGGCUCAGGAUCGGGAUCGGGAUCGGGAUCAGGAUCCAGUUCAGGAUCAGGUUCUAAUGGUACUGGUUCAGGAUCGGGAUCGGGAUCCGGUUCUAGUGGUACUGGUACUGGUACUGGAUCGGGAUCCGCUUCUGGCGGUAGUUCUGGUUCUGGUUCUGGAUCGGGAUCAGGAUCUGGUUCCGGUGGUAACACUGGUUCAGGAUCUGGCUCUAGUGGCGGUAGCACCGGUGGAACUGGUUCAAGUGGACUGGGUUCGUCAUCUACUCAAUCCGCCCUUCCUUACGAAGGUGCCGCUGCCGCAAUUACACUUCCAGGCAAGCCUGUUGCAUUUGUACUUGGACUCAUUACUUUGAUUGCUUUCAUUUAA
Molecule: messenger RNA, 3546 nt
Organism: Lodderomyces beijingensis
Lineage: Eukaryota; Fungi; Ascomycota; Pichiomycetes; Serinales; Debaryomycetaceae
Source: the annotation of a GenBank genome assembly